This is a messenger RNA of Fusarium vanettenii 77-13-4, 1752 nucleotides long. RefSeq lists its product as uncharacterized. NCBI's taxonomy places the organism in Eukaryota, Fungi, Ascomycota, Sordariomycetes, Hypocreales, Nectriaceae. The transcript is spliced from 3 exons. The coding region runs from base 1 to 1752 and encodes 583 amino acids. The record is from RefSeq and is a predicted model, not a curated record.
AUGACUCUAUCCAACCAACCAGCGCCAAAGCUCGUCUCAGAGCGCCCGAUUGACGCUUCUAGACCGUUAAAGGUCAUUUACAUCGGCGCAGGGGUAUCAGGCAUCUUGGCCUCGAUCUUCUUCCACAAAGCCGUUCCUUCACUGGACCUCGUCAUCUACGAUAAAAACCCCGAGGUCGGAGGCACUUGGUUCGAAAACAGGUAUCCCGGCUGUGCUUGUGAUAUCCCGUCUCAUGCUUACCAACUGAGCUUCGAGUCCUGGAUGGAUUGGAGCCAUUUCUACUCAGGCGCCCCGGAGAUCCUCGAGUACUGGAAGAGGGUGGCAGAUAAGUACGGUGUCAGAGAGCAUACCCGGUUGAGCCAUAAGUGUAUCCAGGCUACCUGGAAUGAGUCGCGAGCCAAGUGGACUGUCCGGCUUCAGAGACUCGAUGUUGACCCGCCUGUCAUCAUUGAGGAUGAAUCGGAUGUGCUGAUCACGGGCACGGGGUUGUUGAACGAGUGGAAGUGGCCUUCCAUUCCAGGCCUGCACAACUUUACUGGCGAGAUUCUCCAUACCGCCAACUGGCAGGACGACUUUAGCGCGAAUGACAAGAGAGUUGCCGUCAUCGGUGCGGGGAGCAGUGGCAUCCAGGUUGUCCCAGCCCUUGUGAACAAGGUCAAGGCCAUGGACCACUACGUGCGCGGCAAGACUUGGAUCGCCACCCAAGGUUCUGAAGACAUGCUAAAGGCGAGGACGUCGAUGCAGGCCGCAACCGAGGGAGCCACCAAUUUCGUUUACGACCAGAAGGAGAAAGAUGGCUGGAAGAAAAGCCCUCUCGCAUACAUGGCGUACCGAAAGCAAAUCGAGUUUCGCCUGCAGGGUAGCCACGAGAUCUCGCACAGAGGCAGCCCUCGCCACACCCAAGCGCGGGCGAGCUAUGAGAAGAACAUGCGAGACAAGCUCAAGUCGAAGCCUGAGCUUCUCGACCAGCUACUCCCAGACUUUCCUCCUCUUUGCAAGAGGCUGACACCCGGACCGGGGUAUCUGGAAGCCCUCACAGCCCCUCAUGUCUCCACUAUCUCGUCGCCGAUUGCCUUCAUCGACUCGACCGGCAUCGUUACCAAGGACGGAGUUAGGCGGCCCGUUGAUGCAAUCAUCUGCGCCACUGGGUUCGAGACGGCUCCAGGAUCUGGAUUUCCCAUCUAUGGCAGAGACGGAAUCAACUUGCGAGAGAAGCAUAGGAUCCGUCCAAAGUCGUACCUGGGCCUCUGCACAGACAACUUUCCCAACUUUUUCCAAUCCCUGGGCCCCAACACGUUUCCCGGCACGGGGAAUCUAUUGAUCAUCAUGGAGCAUGCCCAUCAGUACAUGGCCAAGAUCCUUCACCGGCUCGCCUACGGCAAUGUUAGGACGAUAGAGCCCAAGCGUAGGCAAGUCGACAACUUUACUAACUACUGCGACGAGUACUUUGAGAGGACCGUCUACACGACCGACUGCAUAAGCUGGUACAAGACUCCCGGAAAGAGCUCUGGCGAACGCCCGCGGGUCACUGCGCUGUGGCCGGGAAGCAGCCUCCAUGCCAUCCGCGCCCUAGAGUCGGUUCGAUGGGAUGACUAUGAGAUGGAAUCUUGUGACGGAAAUGAUUUUGGAUGGUUUGGUGAUGGCUCGACGAGCGGUGAGCACAACGUUGGCGACAACAUUGAGGAUCUCACGUGGUAUCUCAACCAGAGCGAGUUUCUUCACAAUUCCCUUUCCCCUGCAGCGGCCAAUUAG